ACAAAAGAGGAUCUAAUGCACUUUUUUGCCUAGAAAAGAAGGAGCAGCAUUCCAGGAAGCCGCGUAAAGCAAAAGGAAUUACACCAACACUUUGCAAAACCAGGAACUGUUUCCCCCUUUUGUUUGCAUCGAGGGUUUGUGGAGUUUGUCUGGCUGUAAGGAUCCUGUCGGCUUUGGAAAUGGCUUGGAUCAAGUGGGGGUUUCUUCUGUGUGCGUGCAUAUUUUUGGCCCCAGCGUUCGGGGUCCCAGAGAAAGGAAGGCUGAGGACGAUCACCUACGUGCUGCGCCCCAAUCAGUCGGGCACCACCAGCAGCCGCUUGCAGAGCGGAGGGCAGCAGCCGCGCACCACGUUCAAUGUGGAGCUGAACACCCGUUACAGCACCCGAGGCGGCGGCGGCAGCACCUUGGAGCGAACUCGCAGGAUGAGCAAAACGAGCAGCCCGAGCAUGCAGCUCCGCUUGGGCCCCACCGUACAGCUCCAGCACAAGCCUGCCAGCCACUCGUUCAGCAAAGUGGGCAAACCCGGCUCGCGCUUCAAGCUCCAGCCGCGCGAGAGCAACAGCAGCACCGUCAGUGGGCAGGUUCACCCCAAACCCCAUCUGCAGCAGCUGCAGGGGGUGAAUGUCUGUGGAGGUCAGUGCUGUCAUGGCUGGAGCAAAGCUCCCGGCUCUCAAAGGUGUACCAAACCUAACUGUUCACCACCAUGCCAAAAUGGCGGGAUGUGUUUGCGACCGCAGCUCUGUGUAUGUAAACCAGGGACAAAAGGUAGCACUUGUGAGGAUACUACAAAGCAAGAAACCACUUUACCUGGGGGACCAGGUCCUGUGACUCCACCAUGGCCUAUUCCUCAGCGAUCUGUUCAGCAGACCUACUCAAAGAAGGUGCAGGUCCAACAAAAGGUCAAUCCUAUGGCCCAGAUGACUUUCACACUGAAGCAAAAACCCUCUGGUGGAUUACCACAGCAAAUGCAGUCACAAAUGAUACCCCUUUCAUCUCAGACUUUGAUGAUGAAUGUCCACCAUGGACAAACACAGGAAUAUGUUAUCAAACCCAAAUACUAUCCAGCAAAGAAGGUGAUUUCAGGAGAACAAUCUACAGAGAGUUCGUUGCCUCUAAGAGUGAGCCAUGAUCAACUUGUUUCAUCUUACCAGUUGGGAAAUCACACCGGACGUAUCAAGGUGGUCUUUACACCCAGCAUCUGUAAGGUGACUUGUAAAAAAGGCACCUGUCAAAACAGCUGUGAGAAAGGAAACACUACCACACUGAUUAGUGAAAACGGGCAUGCUGCUGACACCUUGACAGCACCCAACUUCCGAGUAGUUAUUUGCCAUCUUCCGUGUAUGAAUGGGGGCCAGUGUAGUUCUAGAGAUAAAUGCCAAUGUCCUCCUAAUUAUACUGGUAAACUUUGCCAGAUCCCAGUGCAGACCAGCAGUGGUCCAAAACUCUAUCAUAACCCACAGCAAGCAAGCAAGCCUGUGGGAUCACAUGUCAUCCAUUCUACGCAUACUUUACCACUGACUAUGCCUGGGCAGCAAGGAGUAAAAGUUAAAUUUCCUCCUAACAUUGUGAACAUUCAUGUGAAACACCCCCCUGAAGCUUCAGUGCAGUUCCAUCAGGUUUCAAGAAUUGAUAGCACAUCUGCUGGACAAAAAACAAAGCCAUCCCAAUCAGGACACUCCCAGGUUUCUUAUCAAAGUCUGCCAUUUCAGAAGACUCAGAAAGUACAUCCACCCUAUUCACAUCAGCAGCCAGUUUCUCACAUAUACCCUAUUUCUGCUAAAACUCAGCUUGGGCGAUGCUUCCAGGAGACUGUUGGGACACAAGCUGCCCAAAAAGCACCCCCAAGACCCAGUAGGGGUUCUAGAGAGGAGCAAUGGGAAGAUGAGGAGUCUGUUGGGUCCAUGCAGGAGGACAGAGAGGAAGGGGAAUUCCUUUCAGAUGAGGAGGUAGAGGAUCUUAAGAUGCCUGAACAGGCUAGCCGCUUUUUUAAUGCGAAGGACUACCAUUAUUUCUUGUCUAAAGCCAUGAAGGCUUUAAAGAUCGGCCUCUUCAAGAUCUAA
Gekko japonicus is the source of this 2060-nucleotide messenger RNA. It is a transcript of the gene LTBP1, whose product is annotated as latent transforming growth factor beta binding protein 1. NCBI's taxonomy places the organism in Eukaryota, Metazoa, Chordata, Lepidosauria, Squamata, Gekkonidae. The record is from RefSeq and is a predicted model, not a curated record. Gene Ontology annotation, molecular function: signaling receptor binding. Gene Ontology annotation, cellular component: cell surface; extracellular region. Bases 180 to 2060 code for a protein of 626 amino acids. Gene Ontology annotation, biological process: anatomical structure development. The transcript has 8 exons.